Messenger RNA from Nilaparvata lugens (brown planthopper), 2377 nucleotides. RefSeq names its product cytoplasmic dynein 2 light intermediate chain 1. NCBI's taxonomy places the organism in Eukaryota, Metazoa, Arthropoda, Insecta, Hemiptera, Delphacidae. Gene Ontology annotation, cellular component: ciliary basal body; cytoplasmic dynein complex; axoneme. Gene Ontology annotation, biological process: intraciliary retrograde transport; intraciliary transport involved in cilium assembly. The transcript has 12 exons. Bases 1 to 1887 code for a protein of 628 amino acids. Gene Ontology annotation, molecular function: dynein heavy chain binding. The record is from RefSeq and is a predicted model, not a curated record.
AUGUCGAGCCGUGUCGUGUAUCGUGCCAUAAAGACCACGUUUGGCGAAAUAUUUAAAGUGGGCUCAGAGAAACGCGUGAACGGAGAUGGUCUGGCACCUGUGCUUUUCAAACUAGCACUGGAUAGAGUACUAAGAGGGACAGAGAUUGAUACCAAUGGCACUCUGAUGAACAAAACACAGCAGAUCCUUGGUUAUGCAGAUGAUCUGGACCUCGCGGGAAGAUCAGUGGCUGCAGUCGAAGAUGCGUUAGAGAAACUGGAAGGGGCAGCAGCAGAAGUUGGUUUGAAAGUCAAUAAAGAGAAGACCAAGUUUAUGAAACAAAGAAGAUGUCAGCAAAAUAGAUUGAGACAACACUUUGAAGUGGGUGAUUACAGAUUUGAAACUGUCAGUGACUUCACCUAUCUGGGAUUUAAUGUGGCAGAUGAUAAUGAUGAAAUGAAAGAAGUUCAGAUAAGAUUAAGCAUGGCAAAUAGCACUUACUUCCCUCUGUUGAAGAUAUUCAAAUCCAGAAAUGUCCACAGAAAAACCAAGGAGUAUGGAAGUGUCGCUAAACCUAGAAAUGAACUUCAACGAGCCAUCAAAACUCCAGAAAUAUCAAAAGAAGCUACAAGUUUGAGAGAUAUUGCUGUAAAAAUAAAUAAACAACGACAAUUACAACCAAAUGACAAUCACUCAAAUGGGAGGACUCUAUUAAUUAUUGGGAGUAAAGGCAGUGGUAAAACAAGCUUGAUAAACAAGUUUUUGGAUAGAAAUGAAGCAGAAAAACCAACCCUGGCAUUGGAAUAUUGCUUUGGAAGGAAGGCUGGAAAAAGCCUGGUGAAGGAUGUUUGUCAUAUGUGGGAAUUGGGCGGCGGUACGCUCUUCACUAGUCUGUUGUUGAAUUCUGGGCCAUUGGACGAUGUGGAUAACAUGACAGCAAUCAUGAUGCUUGACUUAUCUGCCUUGGAAAGCCUCUGGGCCACAAUGGAAAUCCUGUUGACGUCUUUGAAAACAACAAUUUUGAAAAAGCAAAAGGAUCCGAAGAUGUUGAUUGAGAGAGCUAAGAACCGGGUUCCUCACGAACAUCCAGAUAGAUUGAGAAUGGAUCCUUUUCCAGUUCCAUUAGUGAUCAUUGGUGGAAAGUAUGACCAAUUUCAGGAUUAUGAGCCAGAGAAAAAGAAGAUAGUUUGCCGAUGUUUGCGAUAUGUCGCGCAUUUCUACAAUGCAACUCUGUUUUUCUACAGUGCAAAAGAUUCCGGAUUAGUCAAGAGAAGUCGUGAAAUACUCAAUCAUUUUGGUUUUGGUACACCAUCAAUAAAAACAGUUUUACAGGACUUCGGCAAACCCUUGUUGAUUCCAGCUGGCUCUGAUAUUCUUGAAAGUAUUGAAGGAUUGGGUUCAAACAACAAGUCUUGGACUAUGGACAAAUAUAAACACAUCUUCACAACACAUUUUCAUCAGGUACCUACGUGCAGUAGAACAUUCCAUAUUCAACCAGCUCUGAAUUUUCAAAUUCAUUUAUAUUUUUAUAUGAAACUUUGUUUGGAAUUGAUUUGUAUUCACAGGUUUUACUAUCAAACCUUCUUGAUUUCUCAUUUUCUUAGAAAAACAGUUUUACAGGACUUCGGCAAACCCUUGUUGAUUCCAGCUGGCUCUGAUAUUCUUGAAAGUAUUGAAGGAUUGGGUUCAAACAACAAGUCUUGGACUAUGGACAAAUAUAAACACAUCUUCACAACACAUUUUCAUCAGGAGACUGUUAAAUCAACAGCCAGCUCAGAAGAUCCUGCUCAGGAUCCCAAUUUUCGAGAACCAUUGAUAGAUGCUCUCAGGAUUCAAAAAGAUGAGGAGCUAGAAAGAUAUUGUCAAGAGCUCGAAAGAAGACAAAAGAUGAAAGCAACAGUGUAUUGAGGGGAGAGACAUUCCAAGUUUAAAUCAUCUAUUUUCAAAUAAGAAUAAGUGCAAGUCUAUUUCGAAUGUUGAAAUGCCCUUUACAGAAACAUUUAUAAUAAAUACAGUAUUGAAAUAGUAAAGAGAAUUGCCGGUAAUACAUUUUAUUUAUGUCUUGCAUGGUGUGUUCCAUAUUUGUUUGACCAUUGAUUGGGCUGUAAUUCUAUGUUGAGAAUAAAUUACUAUAAUAGUUUUGAAGUGUUCAGUGAGUAUAUUUGGAUAUUGACAUAUUAUAAAGUCGAUGCAGUAAAUUGAAUGUACGAAGAAGGAGUGCAUCCUAACUGGCUGAAGGUUGGUCAUAACUAAUUUUCGUGAGAGUACGAAGAAGGCGCGCGUCAUUUCAGUGCGCUCCUUCUUUGUUCCUUCAUAGUUGCUGCGACUUUUUCUACCUGUUCUCUACCUGCUUUCAUGAAAUUAUGAUAAUAUAUAUAAAUAUACAUGCUACUACUUA